UGGACCUUGCUUGCAUGAGGGAUGCUAUGAACAAGCUUGGCAGUGAUUCUAGCAAGAUUAACCCCUUGGUCCCAGUGGAUCUUGUUGUUGAUCAUUCUGUUCAGAUGGAUGUAGCAAGAUCAGAAAAUGCAGUGAAGGCAAAUAUGGAUCUUGAAUUCCAGAGGAACAAGGAGAGCUUUGCUUUUCUUAAAUGGGGAUCUACUGCUUUUCACAACAUGUUUGUUGUUCCUCCAGGCUCUGGUAUCGUGCAUCAGGUUAACCUGGAAUACCUUGAUCUCGGGUUGUAUUCAACACUGAUAGCCUGCUGUACCCUGAUAGUAUGGUUGGAACUGAUUCCCAUACAACUAUGAUCGAUGGGUUAGGAGAUGCUGGAUGGGGCGUUGGAGGAAUUGAAGCAGAGGCAGCAAUGCUUGGCCAGGUAUAGUAAGAAAAUUGUCAAUGGAAUCUGGUAAUUUGUAUUGUCUAAAGAAAUGCUAGUACUUAUAACAAUAGUCAUGGGGAAAUCCAAGCUUGGCGUAUUCUUCCAAAGAAAAGAAAGCAAAUCAUUGCAUUUGGAAACUUGGAUGCAUGUGCAUACUAUGAUAGAGGAACUCUUAUGGGAUACCACAUUGUUCGGCCACUGAUACUUGCUCUGAACUUGAAAUUUGCAGUCAAUAUGGAAACUCUGAGAGAGCCAUCU
Messenger RNA from Telopea speciosissima, 679 nucleotides. Its product is annotated as aconitate hydratase, cytoplasmic-like. The transcript has 3 exons. Gene Ontology annotation, biological process: tricarboxylic acid cycle; citrate metabolic process. The record is from RefSeq and is a predicted model, not a curated record. NCBI's taxonomy places the organism in Eukaryota, Viridiplantae, Streptophyta, Magnoliopsida, Proteales, Proteaceae. Bases 15 to 350 code for a protein of 111 amino acids. Gene Ontology annotation, cellular component: mitochondrion; cytosol. Gene Ontology annotation, molecular function: aconitate hydratase activity; 4 iron, 4 sulfur cluster binding.